AUGGCCUGCUCCCUAUGUGGGGAUGACCUCAAAAUUCUGAGCGUAGUAACAGCGAGUAUGUGUGCCUUACCCGCAGGCGACAAGCCCGUUGUUAUAGCUCGGGGCGGGUUCUCUGGGAUCUUUCCCGAUUCAAGCGAGUUCGCCGUGGACAUGGCAACAACCUCGAGCAUGGGUGAUGUGGUCUUGUACUGCGAUCUGCAGCUCACAAAGGAUGGUAUAGGGAUAUGCCAACCUGACAUCAAGCUCGACAAUACAACCGACAUUGCAAUGGUGUUCCCGAAAGGAGAGAAGACCUACACUGUGAACGGACAAGAUUUGAAGGGAUGGUUCGCCGUGGAUUACACGUCCGACGAGCUUUUCAACAACGUCACGUUGGUUCAGAAUGUCCUGUCCAGGCCAAGUUUGUUUGAUGGCGCAAUGUCGGUUCAAGCCGUCGAUGAUAUAGUUGGACGCAAAACUGUUAACCUACUUUGGCUAAAUGUUCAGUAUGAUGGAUUCUACAAUGAACACAAACACAGUCCAGCAACCUAUGUGCAGAAAGUUGUGAGGUACUACCCUGUUGAUUACUUAUCAUCUCCAGAGAUUGGUUUCUUGAAGGCUAUGAAAGGAAAAGUCAAUAAAGCAAGGACAAAGCUCAUAUUCCGAUUUCUGGCCGAGGAUGCAGUUGAACCAUCCACCAAUCAAACAUACGGUUCAAUACUCAAAAACCUUGAAUCGAUCAAGGCCUUCGCAUCUGGGAUACUUGUUCCAAAGGAGUACAUAUACCCAGUUGGUACAGACAAGUAUCUGGGAGCCCCCACCAGCCUUGUGGCGGAUGCUCAUAAACAGGGCCUUGAAGUAUACGCUUCUGGUUUUGCAAAUGACAAUCCAGCAAGUUUCAACUAUAGCUACGACCCAACAUCGGAAUACCUGCAGUUCAUCGAUAACUCUGAGUUUUCUGUUGAUGGGUUGCUUACGGAUUUCCCUCCAACAGCUUCAGAAACCAUCGGUUUUGUAAAUGCAUUAGUUCUGCGAGCAAUAAACCUGAUAGAAAUGUCCUCUGAAACUCAAAGUUGCCCUUUUCUUGCAGUAUGUUUUACUCAGAACAACAAUAGUAGCAAGCCCAUCAAAGGGAAAGCUUUAAUCAUAUCUCACAAUGGAGCAAGUGGAAAUUAUCCAGGGUGCACUGAUCUAGCAUACCAGCAAGCAAUAGAUGAUGGUUCUGACAUCAUCGACUGCUCAGUGCAAAUGUCGAAAGAUGGAGUAGCCUUCUGCUUGGAUUCUGCAGACCUAUCAGGAGAUACCACUGCAAUGCCCACUUUCAUGUCUCAAUCGACCGUUAUCCCCGAGAUCCAGCAGAACAGUGGAAUCUUUUCCUUUGAUCUUACAUGGAGUGAAAUCCAGAGUUUGAAGCCUCAACUUGUCAGCCCUUUUGGUAGUGAUGCUGGCUUCCAGAGAGAUCCAGCAAAUAAGAACAAAGGCAAAUUUGUCACUCUUUCAGAAUUUCUGGAGCUUGCAAAGUCAAAGGCAGUAUCAGGUGUUCUGAUAAACAUAGAGAAUGCUGCUUACCUAGCGUCGAAGAAGGGUCUUGGCAUAGUAGACACUGUUUCCAAAGCCUUAAGCAAUGCCACAUUCGACAAACAAUCCACACAACAAGUCUUGAUCCAAUCCGAUGACAGCUCCGUAUUAUCACAGUUCAAGAAUGUUUCGACCUACAAAAGAGUGUUGACAAUUGAAGAGAAAAUAAGCGAUGCACCAAAGCAGCCAGUAGAAGAGAUAAAAAAGUAUGCUGAUGCAGUCACUGUCACGAGGCCCACCAUCAUGCCAAUUUCAGAGAGCUUCCUUUUGAGCAAUACAAGUGUUAUUGACGAAAUGCAUGCAGCAAAUAUCUCAGUAUAUGUCUCUGUUUUGAGGAACGAGUACAUUUCACUCGCAUUCGAUUAUUUUGCGGAUCCUAUUCUGGAGUUGGCUACUUAUGUAGCAGGAUUUGGAGUUGAUGGGAUCAUCACUGAAUACCCGGCAACAGCCAACAAAUACAUGAGAAGUCCAUGUUUUGAUUUGAAUGCCAAGGAAGCCAUCUUACCAGUUCAACCUGGUUCUCUUAUUGGCAUUAUCCAAGGAGCUGAGCCACCGGCAGAAGCUCCCGCUCCAGUCCUUGAAGUCUCAGACAUCGUUGACCCACCUCUACCUCCUGUAGUUGCCAAUGUAUCUUCGAACUCACCACCUGCACCUGCACCUGAUGCCAAGCACUCCAGUGCACUAAAAGAAGUUGCUAAUUUGGGUCUAUCUCUAGCAGUUAUCGUGGCACUCGGUUUACUAUUUUAGGGACAUUAACACGAGGAGCUGUCCAAUGGAUCUGCAGGUCAUCUUUCCUCUCUCAAGUUUCACUUAGCUUACUCUCUUUCUCUUGAUUCAUUUCGGUUUGUAAUAUAGAAAAGAAAUCUGACAUUGACUAUUAUCAGAAGUGAGUUGUGUUAAGUGGUGUAUGAUGACCAUUUUG
This is a messenger RNA of Eucalyptus grandis, 2479 nucleotides long. RefSeq names its product glycerophosphodiester phosphodiesterase GDPDL6. Bases 1 to 2304 code for a protein of 767 amino acids. The record is from RefSeq and is a predicted model, not a curated record. Gene Ontology annotation, biological process: lipid metabolic process. Gene Ontology annotation, molecular function: glycerophosphodiester phosphodiesterase activity. The transcript is spliced from 8 exons. NCBI's taxonomy places the organism in Eukaryota, Viridiplantae, Streptophyta, Magnoliopsida, Myrtales, Myrtaceae.